ACACUGCAAGGUUCAGAGAGAAGAAUCAUGAUCAGCAACAGUGGGUCCCAGCCUUCAGCAGUGCAGCUCUGCUAUGAGAACAUCAAUGGGUCCUGCAUUCAGACUCUCUACUCCCCAAUACCCCGAGUAAUCCUCUACCUGGUCUUUGGCUCUGGAGUUGUCCUGGCUGUCUUGGGAAACCUUCUGGUCAUGAUUUCAAUCCUUCACUUCAAGCAGCUGCACUCUCCAGCCAAUUUUCUCAUUGCCUCCUUGGCUUAUGCUGACUUUUUGGUGGGAGCCACUGUGAUGCCCUUCAGCAUGGUGAGGUCAGUGGAGAGCUGCUGGUAUUUUGGGGAGAGUUACUGUAAACUGCAUACCACUUUUGAUGUGGUAUUUUGUUUUGCUUCUCUCUUUCACUUGUGCUUCAUCUCUAUUGAUAGAUAUAUUGCUGUUACAGAUCCUCUAGUCUAUCCAACCAAAUUUACCCUCUCUGUCUCUGGGCUAUGUAUUACUCUCUCCUGGACCAUCACUAUGACUUACGGCGGUUCUGUUUUUUAUGCAGGUGUCAAUGAUGAUGGGCUGGAGGAGUUAGUAAGUGCCCUCACCUGUGUGGGAGGCUGUCAGCUUGCUGUGAAUCAAAAGUGGACCAUAAUUCAUUUUUUGUUGUUUUUCAUACCCAGUCUGGUUAUGAUUAUUCUUUACUCUAAGAUUUUUCUUGUGGCUAAAUUGCAAGCUAGAAAGAUUGAAAACACGAGUAAUAAAGGGGAAUCUUCAUCCUCAGAGAGUUACAAAGCCAGGGUAUCCAAGAGGGAGAGAAAAGCAGCAAAAACACUGGGCAUUGCUGUGAUUGCAUUUCUAAUUUCAUGGUUACCCUACUCACUUGAUGCAUUAAUUGAUACUUUUCUUGGCUUUGUCACCCCUGCCUAUAUCUUUGAGAUUUGCUGUUGGUUUGCUUAUUAUAACUCAGCUGUGAAUCCCCUGAUUUAUGCUUUCUUUUACCCUUGGUUUAGGAAAGCUAUAAAACUCAUUGUCACUGGCAAAGUCUUACAGAAUGGCUCUUUGGUCAUGAAUUUGUUUUCUGAACAUGAAUAA
Molecule: messenger RNA, 1071 nt
Organism: Trichosurus vulpecula (common brushtail)
Lineage: Eukaryota; Metazoa; Chordata; Mammalia; Diprotodontia; Phalangeridae
Product: trace amine-associated receptor 6-like
Exons: 1
Coding region: 28-1071 (347 amino acids)
Biological process (GO): G protein-coupled receptor signaling pathway
Cellular component (GO): membrane
Molecular function (GO): trace-amine receptor activity
Source: RefSeq, a predicted model, not a curated record